Molecule: messenger RNA, 2587 nt
Organism: Populus euphratica (Euphrates poplar)
Lineage: Eukaryota; Viridiplantae; Streptophyta; Magnoliopsida; Malpighiales; Salicaceae
Product: SPX domain-containing membrane protein At4g22990
Exons: 12
Coding region: 315-2408 (697 amino acids)
Biological process (GO): transmembrane phosphate ion transport from cytosol to vacuole
Cellular component (GO): plant-type vacuole membrane
Molecular function (GO): transmembrane transporter activity
Source: RefSeq, a predicted model, not a curated record
GAGAAAUAAAAUAGAAUUCCACCCUCCAAAACCUCCCAAACAGACUCUGCUUCUCCUCUUCUUCUUCGAUUUCAUUUUCAGCUAAUCUCAUUGAAAUCGUAAAACGGAAUUGAUUUCCUAUUCUUUCUACCAUAGUAAGCUGAGCUGAGCCAUUUAUAAAACAAAAGUAAAGAUCCGUUUUCUCAGAGAAUUCAUUUCCUCCUCUCUCUUUCUGGAUCCAUUUUUCAGGUGUUCGUUCGUUCGUUCGUUGAUGGUCAUCUAAUCUCCUUUUCUAUUACACCUGAUCAUUUCCUUCGAAAUUCAAUCCGUAAGAAAUGGUUGCCUUUGGGAAAAAGCUGAAGGAAAGACAAAUUCAAGAAUGGCAAGGAUACUAUAUCAACUACAAAUUAAUGAAGAAGAAAGUUAGACAACAUGCUCAACAAAUUGAAGUUGGAACACAGGAUCGCCGGCAUGUACUCAAGGAUUUCUCAAGAAUGUUGGAUAAUCAGAUAGAGAAGAUUGUUCUUUUUCUCUUGGAACAACAAGGGCUGCUUGCAAGCAGGAUAGCCGAGCUUAAUGAGCAGCAGGAGGCUCUUCAGCAGCAGCCAGAUAUAUCUGAAAUAUCUCAGUUACGAGAAGCUUAUAGAGAAGUGGGACGAGAUCUCUUAAAGCUUCUCUUUUUUAUAGAGAUAAAUGCCAUUGGUCUGCGUAAGAUACUGAAGAAGUUUGAUAAACGUUUUGGAUAUAGAUUCACUGAUUACUAUGUCAAAACCCGUGCCAAUCAUCCCUACUCUCAGCUGCAACAAGUGUUCAAGCACGUGGGUCUAGGAGCUGUUGUUGGAGCCAUAUCACGCAAUCUGCAUGAACUUCAGGAACAUCAGGGAAGCUACUUAUCGAUUUAUGAUCAGACUGCUCUUCCCUUCCAGGAUCCUGUUGUUGAUUCAAUGAAAGCAGCAGUUGACAGGCUAACCCACUCAACAAACUUCCUCAACUUCUUGGCACAACAUGCACUCAUUAUGCAAGAAGAGCUACCAACUUUUGAGGAACCUGUUGAUGAUCAAAAAUACCAUUUUAUAUCACUUCUCUUAAACUUAGUCAACACAUUUCUUUAUAUGGUCAAUACAUAUAUUAUUGUACCUACAGCAGAUGACUACUCCAUGAGCCUCGGAGCUGCAGCAACAGUUUGUGGUAUUGUGAUUGGAUCAAUGGCUGGUGCACAGGUGUUUUCUUCAGUAUAUUUUAGUGCUUGGUCAAAUAAGUCAUACUUCAGACCUCUUGUAUUCAGCAGCAUUGUUCUUUUCAUCGGAAAUGCCAUGUAUGCAUUGGCAUAUGACUUUAAUUCAAUAGCUGUUCUCUUACUUGGCCGUGUUUUCUGUGGAUUGGGUUCUGCCAGAGCUGUUAACCGGCGCUACAUCAGUGAUUGUGUACCGCUUAAAAUACGCAUGCAGGCAUCAGCAGGUUUUGUUAGUGCCAGUGCUCUUGGAAUGGCUUGUGGUCCUGCUCUUGCUGGCUUACUACAAACUAACUUUAAACUUUACAAGCUGACAUUCAAUCAAGACACUUUGCCAGGCUGGGUUAUGUCUCUGGCCUGGCUUAUAUAUCUAGUGUGGCUGUGGAUCUCAUUUAAAGAACCUUCUCAUGUGACUGAAGAGAGCAGUGCAGAGCAGGAAUCCACUGCUGAACCAGUAGAAAAUGAUGUUCUCGAGAAAGGUCUUAAACAACCAUUGCUAUUGAGUUCAGACGACAAGCGAGUGACUGAAGAGGGUGAUGGAGAAUUUGAUGGCAGUGACGAAGCUCCAGAGGAGGCUCGGGGACCAGCUACAUCAAUUGGAUCAGCAUAUAGGCUACUUACACCCUCUGUAAAGGUUCAGCUGUUAAUAUAUUUCAUGCUCAAAUAUGCAAUGGAGGUUUUACUCUCAGAAUCUAGUGUCAUUACCACAUACUACUUCAGUUGGUCAACAAGCUCGGUGGCCAUUUUUCUUGCGUGCCUAGGGCUAACGGUCCUUCCAGUGAACAUGGUUGUUGGAAGUUACAUUAGUAACAUGUUUGAAGAUAGGCAAAUUUUAUUAGCAUCAGAAAUUAUGGUUUGCGUAGGAAUACUGCUGAGCUUCCAUAUAAUAAGCCCAUACACUGUGCCACAGUAUGUCUGUUCUGGACUCAUCUUGUUUGUUUCUGCAGAAGUACUUGAAGGCGUCAACUUGUCACUGCUCUCUCGAGUCAUGUCAUCCAGGCUUUCCCGCGGAACCUAUAAUGGUGGUUUGCUCUCAACAGAAGCCGGGACAUUAGCCCGUGUAGUUGCAGAUGGCACGAUUACACUUGCUGGGUACUUGGGCGAGAGUAAGCUCUUAAAUGUCACGCUUCUUCCUUCACUGGUGAUUUGCAUAGCCUCCAUUGUUGCCACCUGCUUCACUUACAACUCCCUCUAUUGAUCCAUAUUUUGUAGUAAUUCACUGCUCUGUUCAGAACCCUAGUCCUUCAAACUCAAAUUUUUAUUUCCUUCUUUUUGUUAAUAUUUGUAUUUGAUGUCAGUUCUAUAAAUUGUAAGAAAGUAGCUCAUUGAUUCACAUUUUUAGUUCCAUUUUAAUAAAAGUUUUAUGCAUCUGCUAUA